Messenger RNA from Acipenser ruthenus (sterlet), 2067 nucleotides. It is a transcript of the gene calm3a, whose product is annotated as calmodulin 3a (phosphorylase kinase, delta). Gene Ontology annotation, molecular function: calcium ion binding. NCBI's taxonomy places the organism in Eukaryota, Metazoa, Chordata, Actinopteri, Acipenseriformes, Acipenseridae. The transcript is spliced from 6 exons. The record is from RefSeq and is a predicted model, not a curated record. Bases 270 to 719 code for a protein of 149 amino acids.
UCGAUAAAUUGCAAAAAAUUGAUUUCAUGUCAUAGGCUACGGUCGUUGAAUGGAAAGGUUUGUGUCAGUGUAUGACAUCAUCUGGCGGAGUGAUACAGUACAAAUGAGGCUACUUGGGUUGUAACAAGUCAGUGAGUUUUUGGGGGAAUUUUGUACUCGAACUAAGAAGAGACUGCAUUAUUACAAGGCGGGAGGCUGUGGGAAGACUGACUUAAAUAAUUUAUAGUUUCGUUGAUUCUUUGCUACCAAAGCUUACAACACCCAAUACAAUGGCUGACCAACUCACCGAAGAACAGAUCGCAGAGUUCAAAGAGGCUUUCUCCCUGUUUGAUAAGGAUGGCGAUGGCACCAUCACCACAAAAGAAUUGGGCACCGUAAUGAGGUCAUUGGGACAGAACCCCACUGAGGCAGAGCUCCAGGAUAUGAUCAAUGAGGUGGAUGCUGAUGGCAAUGGUACAAUCGACUUUCCAGAAUUUCUCACCAUGAUGGCGCGGAAGAUGAAAGAUACAGACAGUGAGGAGGAGAUCAGAGAAGCCUUCAGAGUAUUUGAUAAGGAUGGCAAUGGUUACAUCAGUGCUGCAGAGUUGCGCCAUGUCAUGACAAACCUGGGAGAGAAGUUGACGGAUGAGGAGGUGGAUGAGAUGAUCAGGGAGGCAGACAUCGAUGGUGACGGACAGGUCAAUUACGAAGAGUUUGUGCAAAUGAUGACUGCAAAGUGAAGCACUUUUCUUUUUACAUUGCCUGUUCUCCUUUUGAUCACUCUGUCUAAAAUAACUAAAUAAAAUAUACAAAAAAAAUAAAACUUUACUCUUUUAAAAUCUGUAAUCUGGUUCCAAUUAAAAAAAAUAUAUAUAUACAAAUUUUACUACAGGAAAAAGAAUUAUCUGCAUGAGCUCUCUAAGAAGCCCGAUUCUCAAAGCAACCCUUUGAAAAUAAGUAUUGAUAGAACCAAUGACGGAGACCGUUUUUUGUUCAUUGAACCAAGGCCAGCUUAACCGUGCAGCUAGCAAGACAACAGUAAGUUUAUAAUAAAUAAAUACUAACCCUUGCAUGCUCUUAUUCAGGCGGUUCUGUAUUGUUACAGUGGAGGCGGCCUUUUGCUGAGGUUAAUGGAGUCCUUGUUUUGUGUACAGAUGGCGGGCUUAUAUAUAGAAAAUAACUAAGGAGUUGAGGUUUGAGCACAUUGUGAGGUCAUAUGGAUAAUAUGACGGGGCUGCACUGAAAUUGUAAAGCAGGGUAUGGAAUUGAUAUACAGCACUGGGUUUUUUUUCCUAUUGCUGCCACAUCGGUGUAGUUCGGCAAUGCAUUUAUUUAUUUAGGAGUCCAUUUUAAUAAAGUUGAAUGCAUCACACUCUUAGAUGGCAUUGCUGUGUAUAUACUUUGCUGAAUGUACAUGUAGUGCUUUCACAUGCAUUAUAUAUAAACCCAAGAUGUAUUGAUGUAAACUUUUUGUGCAAAGGUUAGCGUUUACCUAAUAUGGCAUAGCCUGUGACUUUUUUUUUUUUUUUUUUUUAAUAAAUGUGCCAUAAAUGGAUCUUGAGCUUCAACUUAUACAAGACAACUUUUAGAAAAAAAGUGAAUAUAUAAUAUAUAUUAUAUAUUUACAAGAAUCAAAUCUUAACAUUUAGUAAGUAGUUGAAAACCAAAUGGCUCUCUUGAUGCGUCUUUGCCCUAAAGCCGGAGUAGAAGUGCUACAUAACUUAUUCCAUGCUCUGCUGUCGUAUGACUGAACUAAAAGCUGGGAGUUGGGAGGGGGUUGAUGAGCGAGCUCUCCUUCUGUGGAUGAUGAGUGUUCUGAGUGAGGGUUUAAACAGCUUUUCAUCUUUGUUUGCUGUAAAAAUAAAGUUCUUAAAUCUUCCUUUCUCUGAUCUCAAUGGUCUUAUAGGAGUUUACUCCUGUUUUGAGGUACUGAAAAAAAAAAAAAAAGUGCAAGAAGCUUGUCUUGCAAGGCAGGCAAUGGGGGAAUAAGACUUGGUAUGGCUGUUUGAAUCUGUUGGAAGUUAUGUCCAAUCCAAGCUGUGAAAUAUCAUUUGUUUUCCAAUAAAAAUAAUUUACUACCUGAUACAA